Molecule: messenger RNA, 1158 nt
Organism: Rhipicephalus sanguineus (brown dog tick)
Lineage: Eukaryota; Metazoa; Arthropoda; Arachnida; Ixodida; Ixodidae
Exons: 1
Coding region: 1-1158 (385 amino acids)
Source: RefSeq, a predicted model, not a curated record
AUGGAGGAAUCGCGACCACGCGAACUGGUUGAUGCGUCGGUGUCGACCGAGGAUCUAGAAGGUACUGCUGAAGAGACGCAAGAGACCGUGAGUGAAGGACCACCGUUUGCUGAAGCGUCCCGUGGACCAGAACCUGAUGGAGCGAUUAAGGCAGGUACCCCGCCGAAGAACGAACCGCCUUCAGGUCCGACAGCGGCUUUGCAGGAGUGCAGAACAGCGAUGCUACCGCCGGCUUCACCUUCGGUGAGAGGCACUGUGCGCGUGCUGUCACCGGGCGACGGGAACCUGCGCUAUCCGUCGCCUACUCUUCCUCCGGUCGCUAAACAACUCAAGCGAUCGGCGUCCACGCCUCUCUCCUCUCAGAGUAGCAGCGCCGUGUCGAGUACCCAAGCGGAGCGAACCCCUUCGGUGUCGUCCACGUCGAGCGAGUCAACGGAAAACCUUACCUCCUCCUCUUCCAACGCCACGUCGUCUUCAUCGUCGUCGUCGUCCAGCUCGUCGUCGUCGUCCGGCACGUCGUCCGGCUCGUCUUCCUCCAGCUACAUCACGCUGCAGGACGGGAGUAUACCGUGGGAUCCUAGCAGGUACCCAGUUCGCGCCAGCCAGCCGUCAUCGGUGGAAACGCCAACAUUCCUCGAGUCGGCUGAAGGUUCGGCGUCGUCUGCAGGUCAGCGUACUCGAUUUCCAUCGCCGCUUACUUUCCGCCAAGCCAUCGGUCGGCCCUCCGAGGUAUGUAAACCAAUUGCCCGUUACGCAGACAUCACAGAGCCGCCAUUUGCGUCUCCUCCAAUGCAUCCCGAUGUCUCUCGAGCCGCUGAUUCCACCAGUUCCCUGCCGUCAACGAGUCACAGCGCCGCUGGGGAAACGUCGUCGUUAACCGCUCCGUCGACGAGCGGUACACCGUCCGCUAUCGCUUCGGCAGUCGAUCAAAUGGCGAGACCGAAAAUAGCGGAAGGGGCAUCCUCACAGCAACAUUCUGCUGCCAGAGAAGACCCGGAGCCGCGCGAACUCGUCGACCGCACGUACGUUCAAGGGUCGGAGCCGAGCGACGUUGAAGGCGGGGAUUCGGCAGGCGUUGGCCAGGAUACACCUACCGAUAGCCCGUCUUGUGAAACCAAGCAGGAUUCCGAGGAAGCGAUUGACUCUGACGAACGCUGA